AUGAUAUCUCCCAUACUCUUCACAACCUUGGCUCUAGCUAGUCUUGGUGCCGCCAAGAACAUCAAAGUCGAAGAAACCCAUGUCCUCCCCAAUGGCUGGGAAAAGGUCAACCAGGCUGUUGAUCCCAGUCAUGUUCUGCGACUCUCUAUAGCUUUGCGACAGCCCGACAUCGAUAACCUCAAGACCGGACUACGAAAACGCGAUGCUGCAUCUGGGCAGUAUAUCCAGCGUCAUCUCUGCCAGCAGGAAGCCCUCGCUCUCCGAACCCCAGACAAGAAGGAUGUCGACAAGGUACUGACUUGGUUAAAGAGCAAAGGCGCAGCGGCAAAGGCCACUCCUGACAAGGAUUGGAUUCAUGUCAAGACCACCGUUAAAGAUGCUCAAGAUCUCCUCGACGCCAAGAUUGGCUUCUACCAGUUCGCCGACCAGGAGCCCGUUCUUCGAACAAGGGAUUACUCACUGCCGGAAUCGCUAGUCGACUCCAUCAGCUUCAUUCAUCCUAUCGCCAACUUCAUGCGCCCCGUCAAGGAACUUACCACUCCCGACCCAGACUUUACACCAAGCAUGCUCAAGAGCCUGCAGCUGGACAAGCGUGCCAGCAUCCCUUGCGGCCGAGCCAUCAAGCCUGACUGCCUUCGUGAGCAGUUCAACAUCACUUACCCUGCCUACAAUGGCACCUCCCCCAUCCGCUUUGGUAUCGCCGGCUUCCUCGAAGAGUACGCCAAUUAUGAAGAUGCCCAGGAUUUCCUGAGGAUCUAUGCGAAGCCGCUUUAUGAAGCCCGUUACAACUUCUCAGUUCAGUUGAUCAACGGUGCCAACAAUUCGCAAGACCUCUUCGAUUCCGGGAACGAGGCAGCUCUGGAUGUGCAGUACGCCAUGGCCCUUGGCUAUCCCACCAACAUCACAUACUAUCUCGCCGACGGCCGUGGUCCUACGUUGGACGAUGAUGGCGAGCAAGUAUCUGAGGAGUACAACGACAACGAACCUUACAUCGAGUUUCUCGACUACCUCCUUGACCUCUCCGACGAUGAGGUCCCCCACGUGCUCUCUGUCUCCUAUGGUGACAACGAGGUUUCGGUUCCCCGCAAGUACGCUGAGCGUGUUUGCUCCAUGUUUGGUCUUCUGACAGCUCGUGGUACAACCAUCUUGGCAGCCUCUGGAGACGGAGGUGCAAAGGGUUCAAGUAACUCGACUUGCCGCACCAACGACGGUAGCCACAAGGAUGUCACCAUGGCCGUCUUUCCCGCAACUUGCCCUUGGGUCACAAGCGUCGGUGGUGUAGCAGCUGGAGCUGCGCCUUUCGAAGGUGCCGAGUUCAGUGGUGGUGGUUUCUCGCAGUACUUCCCCCGCGAGAAGUGGCAGGAGUCUUCUAUUAAGAGCUACGUCAAGACCCUCGACGGUCACCUCGAUGGAAACUACAAUGCCAGCAACCGAGGAGUUCCCGAUAUUUCUAUGCCGGCUACUAGCUACAUUACUCGACUCAAGGGGCAGCAGGUUGCGCUUCGAGGUACCAGCGCCAGUACACCUGUGAUGGCAGCCAUGAUUGCUCUCAUCAACGAUGCACGUGUGCGUAAGGGCAAGGAUGUGCUGGGCUGGAUCAACGAGGUCCUUUACUCAGAAAAGGUACAGGCAGCUCUUUCAGACGUUACUGCGGGAGAAAGCAGGCCAUGCGAUUUCGAAAAAGGCCAUAGCCCUGCUGGCUGGCCGGCAGCAAAGGGUUGGGACGCCAUCACAGGCCUGGGAGUUCCAGCUGAUUUCCAGAAGCUGUUUGAUGUGCUGGUGGCUAUUUAA
Messenger RNA from Fusarium pseudograminearum CS3096, 1791 nucleotides. RefSeq lists its product as uncharacterized. The record is from RefSeq and is a predicted model, not a curated record. The coding region runs from base 1 to 1791 and encodes 596 amino acids. Gene Ontology annotation, molecular function: serine-type endopeptidase activity; tripeptidyl-peptidase activity. NCBI's taxonomy places the organism in Eukaryota, Fungi, Ascomycota, Sordariomycetes, Hypocreales, Nectriaceae. The transcript has a single exon. Gene Ontology annotation, biological process: proteolysis.